GGACAUAGCCGUGAGAAAGUCAGUUGCUCUAAAGAGGCGCGUGUGGAUUUUACCCGCGAAGACACGCUCAAGCUGCCUACGAGAAGCGCGAGUCUGUAAGGAUUUGGCGCGCUCAAGCACUCCAUACGCACGGUGGGAGUUUGGUGGUAGCCGAGGAGUUGGAUCAGAGCAAUGCCAGCCAUGCCAUCAGUCACAAACGCACCAUGUCACAGGAAACGCUGGCAGGUGCUUGUAUGGGUUGUGAUGUCUCUACUGCCCCUAGUGGCAGGAGGCAGGUCGCGUUUUCAAGCAGAAUCCGAAGCUGCGGUGGGAUUUGCUGGUGCUGGGGUGGAGGAGCCGCCUUUAGAGGCUUUUCCAAACAUUGAGGAAGAGCUUGAGGAGGGCAGUGACUCCCCGUGGUACGGCCUGUUUGAGCCAUCUGUUCUCGUCGAGGACGACCAGCAGCCAGCACGAUGGGAACGCUCCCCCCGCUCACCGGAUACCUCUGAUAUACAGACCAAAGGUGCGCGCAAGAAAAAGAAGAAAAAAGAGAAGGAGGAAAAGAAAAAGAAGAACAGCAGGGGACGGCAUAGCAGUCGGGACUGUCGCGUGGAGAAACGUGAGAUGCGCGUUCGGGACCUGGGCAUGGGCUUCGACUCAGACGAGAUUGUCCUCUUCAAGUUCUGCGUCGGCUCCUGCCAGAGGUCUCGUGGGAACUACGACUUGGCUCUGCGCGCUCUGCUGGCCAACGGUAGUCUGCCCAAGCGCACCGCCAGGAAGGUUAGCGCACACCCUUGCUGCCGCCCCACGGGCUAUGAACCGGUCUCCUUCAUGGAUGCUACGACAACCUGGAGAACCAUCAAGUCCCUCUCCGCCGCAGACUGUGAGUGCGUGGGAUGAGGCGAGCUGAAAGAGGGGAGGGGGAGCGUGACCUGAAGAAAUGGUGCAGUGGUCAAAGAGUGGAAAGGAGGAUUCGGGAAGCCUCCUGGGCCAUGGCUACAGAAUGAGGUCGGACGGGUUGGCCGUGGUGAAACACUGUGAGGAAAUUUGGUUUGGCUGUGAGCGAUUCAGAACAACAGCCUGUGCUUGACAGCCCAAACCUCGACAGAAAAGCUUGAAUGGCGUUAGAAUAUAAUUCUACCAUUUCGGAAACGACAAGAGACUCUUUGGACUCAACGUGGAGAGAGUUUGCAGAUGGAAGAACUGCAACUUUGGACUGUCCAUCUGAAUGGCUAAAUAAACAAAAACUACAUGUUAUAACUCGACGAGCAUUUGCUUACUAGGAGUUUCAUCAGACUUGGAUACAGCACGAAACCCUGUUUCAUUUGUCAGACUUUGUUGAUCCUGGAUGUCAGUGCCCAUUUUCCUGGCCUUCAAUCUGGCAUGUAAUAUUUCAGCCAGAUUAGCAACGUUUGGAUUGUUCAUUAUUAACAGCACAUUAAUUGUGUAAUUACAAUGUAAUUGCACAAACAUAUGUGGAGUAUUAUUAAAAGUUGAGCCCAUAGAAAACACACAGGCCAGUUAGUAUUACCCUUUCAGCUGGAAGCACUGAAGGUUGAUUGUAUUUGCAGUAGGAUUUUCAUUUCUCAGGAUUUUUACAGGACUGAUAUGAACCAUUUUUCUAUCUUACAUUUUUAAUCCUUUUUAAUACUAUAAAUAAAGUAAGAGGUAUUAAAAGGGGCCAUGUUCAAUGAGGCCAGGUUUUUAUAUAGAAAGUUGAUGAAAGAUAAACAUAAAGUGAAUAAAACCUAAAAAUACAAAUGAAUAUUUGAUGCUUAACCAAUAGGGACUGUCUAGUCCAAUAGUACAAUGCAAUAGUUUUAUUUAUUUAUGGUGGUACAUCAAAUAUUAAUAUACAAAUUACAUAUGAUAUAAAAUUAUUAUCCUUAAGAUACAUUAGGUAAACAUGAUGUAGGUCUAAAUUGUCGAACUAUGUGAAAAGAUUCAUUCAGCUAUAUACCAGGCUAAGUCUUUUCUUGAUACAUCUUGCUUGACAUAUUUAGCAUUUAUAUGUUCAUUUAGUAAUAAAAUGACUUUGAUUGCACCAUAGUUAUUUGGCCUUACAGGGUUUUCCCUGUUCUAGUUAUCAACAAAAAGAAAUUAGCAUAGUGUGAUGUCUACCAGACUGUGCUUUAGCAGGCUCAUUAGCGUUCUCUUUUAUCAACACAGAUGAUGACCACAAUGCAUUUGUCAUUGUUUAUCUUUUUGUUACCAAAUGGAUGCCAUGCAUCCCUUAACAUUUACUGUACACCUAACAGAUAUCAUAUUUAUUUUUUCAUUUAAGUUAUUUAUUUAUUACUAUGUCUACACAUGUGUCUUGUGGAUGUUUAUAUUUAUUGUUUAUACCUUGGCCUGUGUUCUUCAAUCCCUGUCAUCUCGCAAUGAACCAGCACGGAUAACAACAAGGCUUUGAAAAAGGUCAGCUGCAAAAUAUCAUGGUUGCGGAAAAACUGAGCUAUUUUCACGGAGUAGGAAGAUAACUUUGUCAUGAUCUUUGUCUGAUGAGGGAUUUCAUUGGGUGCUUUUUUGUGUCCUCCAAGGGUUAUAAAACUCUCAGAGCACUUACCGGGAAGUCCCAGAUUCAAUUUAUGAAAAGGAAAUUAAAAUAGUUUUCUUCCAAAACACUAAGGAUAAGGGGGAGAAGGAUUGUUUUCCGACGAGUCCAUCUGUCUGCCCAAUCUGCUGACCUUGAUGUUGUCUUGAUGUUGUAUUCAGUUUCAAUAUUAAAAGCUGCUCCAAAAAGACAUUUAAAAAUAAUGUUUUAAAAAGCUGAUAACAAUAAAUGGCUUUGCUUCAGUAUUUUACAUGUUUUAUUUAUCAGUUAUAAUUGUUGUUGUUGUUGUUGGCAAAGUUACUCUUUAUUUUUGUACUUCAUAUUUUCUGUAUAGGAAUAAAGCUGUUUAUACAUAAUGUGAA
Messenger RNA from Ctenopharyngodon idella (grass carp), 2895 nucleotides. Its product is annotated as neurturin. Lineage: Eukaryota; Metazoa; Chordata; Actinopteri; Cypriniformes; Xenocyprididae. Bases 172 to 879 code for a protein of 235 amino acids. Gene Ontology annotation, molecular function: glial cell-derived neurotrophic factor receptor binding; receptor tyrosine kinase binding; growth factor activity. The transcript is spliced from 4 exons. The record is from RefSeq and is a predicted model, not a curated record.